AUGGCAAAGAAAUCACGGGAAGCUAGGCAAACAACGCUGGGCAAUUCGCACGAGCUAACCUUGGAUAGCAUAUUGAUGGUUGGUCUAAUUUUGCUCAACCAAGGGAAAUACAAAAAUGCCGAAAAGUUGUUUGUGCAAGUUAUGGAAACUCGCAAAAAGAAGCUGGGGCUUGAUCAUCCCUCCACGCUCACCAGCAUGGCCAACCUAGCGUCAACAUAUCGGAAUCAGGGCCGAUGGAAAGAAGCCGAGCAGCUGGAGGUGGAAGUUAUGGAAACGAGCAAAGAGAAGCUGGGGCUUGAUCAUCCUGACACGCUUACUAGCAUGGCCGACCUGGCGUCAACAUAUCGGAGCCAGGGCCGAUGGGACGAGGCCGAGCUGCUAGUUCCUGUUGGAAAUGGAUGA
Messenger RNA from Pyricularia grisea, 402 nucleotides. RefSeq lists its product as uncharacterized. NCBI's taxonomy places the organism in Eukaryota, Fungi, Ascomycota, Sordariomycetes, Magnaporthales, Pyriculariaceae. Gene Ontology annotation, molecular function: protein binding. The transcript has a single exon. Bases 1 to 402 code for a protein of 133 amino acids. The record is from RefSeq and is a predicted model, not a curated record.